UUGAGAAAGCUGUUGGCUUUUCCUUGUCUAUGCUCCUGCCCCCUUGAGAGAAGGGAGGAUCAAAGGAAAUUCCCGUAGGCUUCCAGGACCAAGGUGCUUUUGCCAAAUGUGUGCGUGUUUUAGAAUGUGCUUUGCAGAGCCUUCCUGGCCCAGCUCAGAGAGGCUGAGAGUAUGAAGCUCCUGAGAGCCCAGGGGUGUCUCGGCUCCUCUCUGGCAAUAUUUGUCGCUCUGAGCUUCAGGCAAGUCCUUGGGAGCCUCAUGGCCCACAGAGAGCUUACAGUGACACGCUUCUCCAUACGCUCGACCAUUGUGUCCCGCUAUGCCCACACCCAGGUUGUGUCUGUCAUGACCAACCCACACUCGGAAGCCCAGGAAGCUAUCUUCGACCUGGAUCUACCCAGCAUGGCCUUCAUUUCCAACUUUACCAUGACCAUCAAUGGCAAAGUCUACACAGCUGAAGUCAAAGAGAAGCACCAGGCUAAGAAAAUGUACGAGGAAGCCAGGAAACAAGGCCAGACUGCUGCCCAUGUGGCCAGCCAAGACGAUGAGGUCAAGAAGUUCAAAAUUUCCACAAGUGUAGCUGUGGGUGGAGAGGUGACAUUUGCCUUGACCUAUGAGGAAUUGCUCCCUCGACUCUUGGGGAAAUACCAGCAUGCUGUGAGUGUUAGACCUGGCCAAGUGGUACUAAAUCUCAGUGUGGAAGUGACGGUAUCAGAGAGGACUGGCAUUGACUACAUCCAUGUGCUGCCCCUCCGAACCAGCCACCUACUGACCAACGCUGUUAGAGGUGAGGCUGACUUGCCAACAUCCACCAGAAUUGAAAAAGAGGAGACCUGCGCACGGGUCACCUUCACACCAACACUGAAUGAACAGGCUGCCUACUCCAGCCGGGGCAUCAUGGGGGACUUUGUGAUUCAAUAUGAUGUGACCAUGAAGGACGUCAUCGGCGAUGUGCAGAUCUACGAUGGCUAUUUUGUUCACUAUUUGGCCCCCAGAGACCUACCUCGUAUGCAAAAAACCAUCAUCUUCGUUAUUGAUGUCAGUGGCUCUAUGACUGGAACAAAGCUGAAGCAGACCAAGAAGGCCAUGCAUGUGAUCCUGGGGGACCUGUGCCCAGAGGACCAUUUCAACAUUGUGACCUUCUCUGACAUUGUCCACAUCUGGAAGGCCACGGGCUCCAUUCAGGCCACACCCCCAAACAUACAAAGGGCCAAGGCCUACAUUGGCAGAAUGCAGGCGGGCAGAUGGACAGACAUGAAUGCAGCUCUCUUGGCAGCAGCUUCCAUAUUGAAGCAGAGCAUCACGGGGCCCUCAGGAGAGGCUCGCCUGGUCAUCUUCCUCACCGAUGGGGAACCCACAGCGGGAGUGACCUCGCCUGCCCGCAUCCUUGCCAACGCCCAGAGGGCCCUGGCUGGCCAGGCAGCCCUCUUCGGCCUAGCUUUGGGGGAUGAUGCUGACCUUCCCCUUCUUCGCCGCCUCUCGCUGGAGAACAGAGGCACAGCUCACCGCAUCCGAGAGGACCAGGAUGCUGCCCUGCAGCUUAAAGGCUUCUACGAUCGCAUCGCUUCCCCCCUGCUAGCUGACAUUCACCUCCACUACCAGGCCGGGCGAGCUGGGGGGGCCAAUCCGCUACGGAGCUACUUCCCCAACUACUUCGGGGGCUCUGAGCUGGUGGUGGUGGGCCAGCUAGGUCACAGGGAGCCUGAGCUCCGGGUGCACCUGGAGGCCCGGGGCCCACACAACCACCUGCUCACAGCUGCUCGGAGUGAGAAGGCCGCCAGUGGUAGGGAGCCCGCAUUUGGCUGCCUGUCCCACAGGGAGCUCAAGCUAGGCCAAGGCUUCCUUCAGCGCCUUUGGGCCUAUGUGACCAUCCAGGGCUUGCUGGAGGCCCGCCUUGGGGCCAAUGAUUCAGCUACCCGCAGACUGCUGGGCCAAAAGGCCCUCAACCUUUCUCUGCAUUUCCAUUUUGUAACGCCCCUGACCUCCCUUGUUGUGGUGAAACCAGAGGAGGAAGACAGGGGGGAGCAGGGCCCACAUCCAGCCCUGCCAGCUCCUGGAAAGUCUUCAAGGCUUCCGCUCCUUACCGGCCCCACUGAGCCCCUGCUCCAGGGGGCCAAACUCACCAACACUUCCCCUAGGCCCUCAGCCACAGCCAAAGCAGGGAAUCCCAGGGCAACCCAACAGAAUCCAACUCCACCUGGCCCCUGGGUACAGCCACAUUCUGCUCAUCCAUCAUCUGUGAAACCCACAGUGUCUUCAUUCCCCGAGACUGGCUCCUUGUCUCCUCCCAGAGCAGGCCCUGCCGCUCAUCCGAGUUCUGUCACCCCAUCACUACUGACCUCCCCCCAAGCUGGGGCUCUAUUGCACCCCAAAGCAAACAUCUCAUCUCGGUACAAUCCAGGCUCCCUGGCUCCCCCAAGAUCUGACUUCUUAACCACCCCUAAAGCAAGCACCCCCAUUCGCCCAAGUCCUAACAUCUCGUCAGCACUUAAUCAGCCACUGAGCUCCCCAUCUCCUCCCAAGGCUGUUUCUCCAUCUCUCACCAGAACUGGCUCCCUGUUUCCCCUAAAGCCUGACAUUUCAUUCUCCUCAUCCAUCCAAAAAUAUGUCUCUCCGGGGCCCCCUAAACCUGGAUCCCUGUCCCCCCCAAAUGUCAACCCUCCAAACUCCAAUUCUUCAGAUUUCCCUAAACCAAGCCCCCAGUUUCCCCCCCAACACAAUCCAUCCUCCCCCAAAGCUGAUACCUUGUCCCCCUCUAAGUUUAGCUCCCAGUUUCCCGCCAGACCUGUCUCCCCAGAUCCCCCAAAUCUGACAUUUAAUCCCCACCAACCCAGUUCCUCAUCUCCCCCUAAAGCCCAACUGUUGUCACAACCUAAGCCAAACAUCCCAUCCCAGGAUGCUCCCCCCAAAUGGGAUCAGCCAACCUCCCACAGUCUGAGCUCCCCAUCACUGCUUAGACCUGCCACUCUCUUUUCCCGAAAUGUCACAGCAAGUCCUGAUAUUUUGAUAGCGUGGGACCCUAGCACCUCAUCUCCCCCCCAACUUGCUUCCCCAUCUCUCCCGCAAACUGGAGUACUGUUGUACAAUCUUAGUGUUCCUAAGUCUCAGUCCUUCCCCAGACCAAGUUCCUCAUCCCUCUCUAUCCUAAAUCACCCACCUCCCUAUAACCUGAGCAGUGUUCUUGUUCUCCCUGAGGAGCCAGGCCAACUUCUGGAAAUCCUGCCAGAUUCUCGAUUCUCUGAGUCCUUGAAGCCUCCAGCUAUCUACACUUUCCCCAACACCCCCAGACAAGGCAGCAGACCUGGGAUUCAAGGCAAGCCUCAGAAAUCCCCAUCAGUUUUUACCUUCUCCUCUUCAGUGGAUGGAGACCCACAUUUUGAGAUUCGGUUGCCCAACUCAGAGAGUAGAAUCUGUUUCACGGUGGAUGGAAGGCCAGGAGACACACUUCAGCUCAUCGGAGACCAUGAAACAGGGCUCCAUGUCAGUGGCCACCUCCUGGGGGCACCUCCAAAGCCUGGCGGUGAGCAGCGGACCCGCACCUACUUCGACAAGAUCGUGGUGGCUGUGAGGAGACUCCAGGACCCUUUUGUCAUCCGUGUGAGCCUGCACCACGUCAGCCUGGAGAUGGAGGGCAUGACAAAGAGACUCAGCUGGGACCAGCCUCUUCUCUUCCUGCAGCAUGGGCCUGGACUCGAGCUGAUUCUCCAGCACCAGAGGACCCUCACCAUCCGUCUCAGCCUGCACUUUGAGUUCCUUAUCAAGAGGCACCGUGACAGGCACCCCACUCCGCUGAGGCUCCCCCAUCUUGGCUUCUACAUGGUUAAUGGGCACGGCCUGAGCCGCUCUGCUCAGGGCCUCCUAGGGCAAUUCCAGCACACAGAUCUCUUUGUGAAGCAAACAGUUAGUGGGGCUUGGCUGGAAAGGUCAAAUGGCCCCAGCGUGCCUCUGCUUCCUGUCAUCGCAGGGAAGGACUUGCUGUCUGGGGGCCCCUGCUGGAGGGUGAAGCAUCAGGACGUGGGGAAGCUGCUGGGGAGUCCCUACAAGGCUUUUGUCCUCUGAGGGGCCGCUACUCCCUCUUGGGAGAACACGUCACCCUCACACCCAACCUGCCCUUAGACCUGGAUGUCUUUCCUGCCUACGCUGCCCUGCAGUCCCUCUUUCCUGCUCUUCUUCCCCCUCCCUUGCUUUCUCUCCUUCCCUGACCACCUCUUCUUCGACAAGAUCUGACAUUUAGAGGUAGGAUCUUAGACAUUUAGAAGAGAUCUUGUAGGGCAUUAAGUUCAAUAAGCACAUUCUAUAGAUGAGGAAACAGUCCCAGUGGCUUAAGUGACUUGCUUAAGUGGUAAGUGUUUGAGGUAGGAUUCAGACUCAUGUCUCGGGGGGCAGCUAGGCGGCGUAGUGGA
Messenger RNA from Dromiciops gliroides (monito del monte), 4403 nucleotides. RefSeq names its product inter-alpha-trypsin inhibitor heavy chain family member 6 (gene ITIH6). The coding region runs from base 172 to 4059 and encodes 1295 amino acids. The transcript is spliced from 12 exons. Gene Ontology annotation, molecular function: serine-type endopeptidase inhibitor activity. Gene Ontology annotation, biological process: hyaluronan metabolic process. Lineage: Eukaryota; Metazoa; Chordata; Mammalia; Microbiotheria; Microbiotheriidae. The record is from RefSeq and is a predicted model, not a curated record.